Molecule: messenger RNA, 4483 nt
Organism: Pangasianodon hypophthalmus (striped catfish)
Lineage: Eukaryota; Metazoa; Chordata; Actinopteri; Siluriformes; Pangasiidae
Gene: mpped1
Product: metallophosphoesterase domain containing 1
Exons: 7
Coding region: 406-1326 (306 amino acids)
Molecular function (GO): hydrolase activity
Source: RefSeq, a predicted model, not a curated record
GCUCCACGCGCGCGCCGUCGCUUCACUUUCAACUUCAAACCCCCGAGCGCGCGCUCUCACGCCUUCAGGACUCUGCGCGAGCAUUUUUGACAUUUUAGUUUUCAGUCAUUUUUGGAAAGUCUUUUUUUUUUUUUUUUUUUUUUUGGAAAGUCAGCUGUUUCAGCCGUCUUCAGCCCUUCAGGAUCCAGGUGUGUGUACCUCUCAGUCGAGCUGGAUCUCUUGGCAUCAUGAUGGUUCACAGUGCCAGCACGGGGGCUACUGAACACUGAGCCUCAUCUGCUUCUCAUCUCAGUUCACCAGUGCAAGUGAUCUCAGCUCCACUCACACUCAGCCAGCCAGCACGGAGUCGCUCUGAGUGUGUGUGUGUGCGUGUGUGUGUUUGUGUGUGUGUGUGUGUUUGCUGGCAUGGCAUUUACAUUGUCGGAGAUCAUGGCUGCACGAAGGCAGCAGCAGUCUCAAAGAGGAGCGAGAGGAGCAGUGGAAGUAGACGAGUACAGUGCAAACCCCACUCAGGCCUUCACCUUCUACAACAUUAACCAGGGACGCUUCCAGCCACCCCACGUCCAUAUGGUUGAUCCAUUACCCCAUGACACCCCUAAGCCACCAGGCUACACUCGCUUUGUGUGUAUCUCGGACACACACUCGCGCACGGACUCUAUUCAGAUGCCGUACGGCGAUGUGUUACUGCACGCAGGAGACUUCACUGAGCUUGGCUUGCCCAGCGAAGUCAAGAAAUUCAACGACUGGCUCGGCACCCUACCUUACGAGAUAAAGAUUGUGAUAGCAGGAAACCACGAGCUGACUUUCGAUCAGGAGUUCAUGGCCGAUCUGAUCAAGCAGGACUUCUAUUACUUUCCCUCCGCCUCCAAGCUGAAGCCUGAGAACUAUGAGAACGUGCAGUCGCUGCUCACCAACUGCAUCUACCUGCAGGACUCUGAUGUUACCGUCAGAGGUUUCCGCAUCUACGGUUCACCAUGGCAGCCGUGGUACUACGGCUGGGGUUUUAAUCUUCCACGAGGGCAAGCACUGCUGGACAAGUGGAACCAGAUCCCCGACUCCACUGACAUCCUGCUCACACACUGCCCUCCUCUGGGUUUUUUAGACUGGGUGCCGAGGAAAAUGCAGCGUGUUGGCUGCAUGGAGCUGCUGAACACAGUGCAGAGAAGAGUCCAACCCAAAUUACACGUCUUUGGACACAUACAUGAAGGUUAUGGCAUGAUGACCGAUGGAACCACUACGUUUGUUAAUGCCUCUGCCUGCACAGUCAACUUCCAACCCAUGAACCCGCCCAUCGUCUUUGAUCUGCCCAAUCCCAGGAGCUCGUGAUUGAACUUGGCCCCGCCUCACGCCUCCCAAAAUCAGGGUUAAUUUUUAAGUGUAUUUGGGUGCUGUUUUGUGUACAUAUUACAGAGAGAGAGAGAGAGAGAGAGACUACUCUGGAAGAUUUGAAUCUGUUGUUGUGCCAUGUUCUGUUCUCGAAUCCUGACUUUGCUACUGCCUCAUUUUCCGAGUGAUUCUCACGCUUUCAUUGCACUUGAAAUGUUGUGACAAUCCCUCUUGUCUGUUAAUGGUGGACACACACUGGAACAACCAUCAUAUGGACUGCGUGAGACACAAAACUCUGGAAGCCCAUAAGAAUGUCUGAGCUUUUAAUUACUUCACACCGGAGAAGGUUUAAAAGGCCCGUGUGCUGAUUGGACGUAAUCUGAUGUGAUCUGAUCUGAUGGACGUGUCCAUUUCCAGCCUUGUUGUUCCCGCUCGAGUUCUUCAGUGCUGUACAGAGAGGACCUCUCAUCAGGGUUUGGACUCCAAAUCAGACACUGAAAAUAUAAUGUACAGUUGCUGUUGUACAAGAAAUUCUCCAUUUUUAUGCUUCCGUUAUUUGUUUUAUUGUAAAACGUGUGAUGUGAGUGAGUCUGUAACACACUGUCCUUAAUUAAAUCAUUUUAAAGAAUCUUUAACCAUGACAUUUCUUUCAAAGUGCUGAUUAGAAGUCAUUAAGAUAUUUUAAUUUACAUUUUUUAAGUGCUUCUCAUCUGAAAAUGCUCAAAGUGCACUUUUUGCCUAUCAAGUAUAUGUUACUCUACAUGUUCGCACCUAUAAUUUUUCUAACGUUCCUCCUAGCAGUUGUUCAUUUUCAUGUGUUUGGCAGGUCUGAUUAUGGUUAUUGUUAUAUUCAUAAUUAAAUAAAGUGGUCUUUUGUUUUGUCUUUUUUUUACGUGGAUGAAUAAGUGUAUGAAUCAGAUGAGCAUGUGUGAGAGAGCAUCAAGUCAAAAAAGCUCUUCUAAUGGCCAGAAAGGAAAAUGUAGGACUCUAGAUUGAAGAAAGAAAAUGACAGAGAACAGCAUUUGGAUGAUUAUAUAAAGGCUUGGAGUCUGAAUUGGUGUGCCAUAUUGGUUUUUUUUACCACAGUGCUGUUGAAUUCUUGAAUCUGAUUGGUCGUUUCUAUAGUAACAACUUACACAGGGACUUGUAUGAUGGACGUUCUACAUAAAUGAAUGUAUAAUUCUUGAUAUGGUGAAGUUUUCUUUUUUCUGAGGAGAUGUUAAUUUAGCAUUUAUGGAAGGAGUCUCCAGUGUCAAUCUGUAUUUAUUUUGUCUUAUUAAUGUCGAGAGAGGGGAAAAAAGAGAGGCUGGUGAGGGAACAACUAUUUAUAGCUGCUAUAACAUAAGUGCUAUGAGGAAAUUACUUGUUUUGCGGACGUUCCACGACAAUAAUGUAACUAAAAAGAGAUUAAAAGUACAACAUGUCGUUCUUUAAUUAGAAAAAGAUUGUAAUCGUUGACAAACUGCUGUGGUGCAUAUAACAGAAAUAAAACACUUCUGGAUGCUCGUGUCGAACCGCCUCACACCAUGCCAUCACUGAUAAUUUUCCUAUAACAGCACACCAUGUUGUAUUGUAUUCUUUAUAUAUUUAUUUGACUUUUUAAAUAUGUUUGUUUGUUUGUUUGUUUAUCUUUUUUCCAUACUAUUCUGAUAUUUUUAAGACAAUCUGUUGUGGUGUGCAUUAUCUGUGCUGACGAUCUUUUUUUGUUGUUGUUGUUGUUGUUUUUUAUCUUUUUUUUUAACACUCAAAAGUCUUGAUACGGAGAAAACCUUGUCAAACCCUUCCUUUUUGUUCUCUGGAAAAUCAUUUACGCAAAAGUAAAAUCUUAUCCGUGCCAACGGCUCACAUGUCUCCUUUUAGGUGUUUCUAUUUUUCCAACCUGGUGUGAGAUUGAAACAUUUCUCUGCUUUCUGUUGCAAUCAAAAUGAUCUGAAUUUCAUAUCAAUUAUUUGAGAAAAUCUAAUUUACACAGGCACAAACCAUAUUCUCUCCUUCAUUCGGUCACCUCACUCUUCCACACUUCUGCACAUCCUAAUGAAAUCCUUCGUUCAAAUAAUUACAUCAGUAAUCCUGCGGGAUGGAGUGUAAUUUAUUCGUAGCUGGCUUUUACUAUGCUAUUAAAGACAUCUCUCUCCUCUCAUGUCCUUUCUGCUCCUGUCCGUUCUUUCCCUUCUAGCUCUUGCUUAUUGUUUUCCUUUUCCUUUUUUUUUUACCAUUUUUAAUGCAAUCCAUUUUAUACACUUUCCAUCUCUGUAAAAGGCACCUGUUUCUUUCUUUAUAGCCAUUUUUUUUCUGCUGAGAUGUCAUUCGCUGUCAGCCUCCACCUCACACACACACUCACGCACAAAUAAACAUCAUGCAUCAUCACGUCAAGCACUUCAUAGCUUUAGAUGGGAACAAAGGGCCGGUUUAUACUGCGUGUGAGUGGUGUUAAAUGUCCCAGAAUACGCUGCCAGAUUCACUUCGAUGCUAUAGGAUGCCAGAAUCGUUGAGUAAUGCUGUGGAACAACCCUAUAGACAACCAGCACCGUUAGAAAGAAAACAAGUAAGCGUUAAGACAUACAUAAAAUUACUGUUGUAUUUUUUUAUAUGUCUGAAAAUGCCAAAAAUGUGACUGAGACAUUUGUUUUUGCAGGACACUUUGGAAAGAUAAAGAAGGUUGAACAUUACUUUUUGUCAUUUUUCAGCAAUGGAAACACAUAGUGGGAAACAUAUAGGUUAUUUUCAGCAGUAGCUUGAGAAUCCAGAUACACCAUGACCUUGUCCAGGAAUGAAAAAAAUAAGUUGGUUCUAGUUUCUCAAAUUGUUUGUGUGAAAGACUCGCAACAUUCAACAUUCUUUUUUUGCCAUGUUUAUUUUAUACAAGCAUUUUUGCCUUGUGUUUUUGCCAUGACUCUGGGGUGCCAAUAAUUCUGGAGUGCACUGUAUGAGUGCUGUAGAGUGCACACUCUCUUACAGAAAAGUCACACAAACGUUACAUGUGAACAAGAUGGUUUUUAGAAAUGUUAUGUUUGACACAUUUUCAUGUAGUGUAUGUGUUUUAUUUAUACAUGAUUCAUUUAUAUUCGAAUCUGAUUUAAACACGAUUCAUUUAUUUUCAAGUGAAUUUUACAUAUGAUUUAUUUCUUUUCACAUGUGAUUUUCAUAUACUUCAUUU